Messenger RNA from Chrysemys picta bellii (western painted turtle), 937 nucleotides. NCBI's taxonomy places the organism in Eukaryota, Metazoa, Chordata, Testudines, Emydidae. The record is from RefSeq and is a predicted model, not a curated record.
CUCUGAGGUGUUUUAAAUCCGUUUUAUUUAUUAAAAUGCCGUUCCAGCCAUUGCCCUUUAUUUUGGUCCCGUGAGCCACUUCGGAGCUGAGUCUGUGGGUGGUUUAUGAAUAAAGCUGUUUGUUGAACAGACUCACUGUCAUCUAGCCAGCAGAUGGACAAAAGUAACAUUCUCGGAUCAAAGGCGAACGUGACUCUGGAUCUGAACACGGCCCAUCCCGAACUCAUCGUGUCUAAGGAUCGGAGAAGUGUGAAAUAUGGAGGCGUAAUGCAAGCUCUGCCCAACAACCCUGAGAGAUUUGACACUAUGUGCUGUGUGCUGGGCUGUGAGGGAUUCACCUCAGGCCGACAUUACUGGGAGAUGGAGGUGAAGGUGGAGGGGAAGGGGUUCUGUUUUGUUGGGGUGACCAGAGAGUCUGUGAGCAGGAAGGGACAGAUCUGCCCUAAACCUGAGCAGGGGAUCUGGGCUGUGCAGGUCUGGGAGGAUCAGUACCAGGCUCCCACGUCCCCUAUGCAGGUCAUUCCCUUGUCCCCAAGCCAGGCACCCCGCAGGAUCCGGGUUUAUCUGGACUAUGAAGGGGGCCGAGUGCAGCUUUUCGAUGCUGGUAGUGGGGACCUGAUCGUCACUUUCCCACCGGCCUCUUUUGCCGGAGACAGAAUCCGCCCAUUCUUCCGGCUUAGCACUAUUGUCCAUCACUGGCAGGGUCAGGCUAGUGUGCGGCUCCUCGAGCUCCCACCCUCCUGAUCUCUAUGACCUGGAGGACUCAGCCAGUCUCCCCCCAGCAGAGACAGGGCUGAAGGGGGGUGAUGCUCUACCCAUAGCUCUAUGGCUGUGGAGGUCUUUGUGAGGCUGUGAUGAAGUGGGACUGUUCUUAAUGUUUCCUCUGAAUACUGUAGGGGUGCCUCAGUUUCCCCUAUGCAUUUCUUAAGUCGCUAGG